This is a messenger RNA of Closterium sp. Yama58-4, 879 nucleotides long. The record is from the annotation of a GenBank genome assembly. NCBI's taxonomy places the organism in Eukaryota, Viridiplantae, Streptophyta, Zygnematophyceae, Desmidiales, Closteriaceae.
AUGGGAGUGGACGCGCGCCGCCUCGUGCUCAAAGUCAUGCGCGCAGCUCUCGCUGUUGCGCUGCUGCACGUCAUGAUGGCGGAGCUUCCGCCACCGGGGGAAACCACGGCGAGCGGCGGAGGCGGAAUAGGCGGCGGGGGACGCGAACGAGGGGGAGGAGCUCGUGCGGGGAGAAUGCUAGCGACCGCCGCUGAGCGGAGUUACUAUCCGCGGAGCCACCAUUGGCGGAGUCCGCGCGAAACUAGUACUAAUACUGAGCGGCGUCGGUCGGCGUAUUCGCUGUUCGCUUCCGCGCAGAUCAUAAGAGACGAAGACAUGGCGGUGCUGGCGGAUCUCAAGGCGGAGUGGGGCGCGUUUCCGGGGAGUUCCACGUGGCAGAGGGGCAGAGAGUGCGCGCGGAUGGCGGGAGUGACGUGUGACGAGCAGGGCAACGUGCAGAAGCUUGCGUCCUCUCCUCUCCUCCUCUCCUCCUCUCCUCCUCUCCUCCUCUCCUCCUCUCCUCCUCUCCUCCUCUCCUCCUCUCCUCCUCUCCUCCUCUCCUCCUCUCCUCCUCUCUCCCCUCUCUCCUCUCCUCCUCUCCUCCUCUCCUCCUCUCCUCCUCUCCUCCUCUCCUCCUCUCCUCCUCUCCUCCUCUCCUCCUCUCCUCCUCUCCUCCUCUCCUCUCUCCUUCUCUCCUCUCCUCCUCUCCUCCUCUCCUCCUCUCCUCCUCUCCUCUCUCAUUCUCUCCUCCCCUCUCCUCUCCUCCCUCCUCCUCUCCUCCUCUCUCCUCUCCUCCUCUCCUUCUCCUCUCUCCUCUCUCCUUCUCUCUCUCCCCUCUUCUCUCCUCCCUCCUCCUCUCCUCCUCCUUUCUCCUCUCUCUCCUCUCCUCUCUCCUCUUAA